GAAGUCACUCUCAACAGAUAGGCGGAAGCGAAAGUAUUCAUCAUGGGCGACACGGGUACACCUGGCAUUCCAUUUCCAGCUUUUUUGGCAUCGUGGAUACAGCUUUUGGUUCCCCAGCCUUGCUUCAACACCUUUUUCGUUGAGUUCGACUUACUACAUGUACCAUGUCUCAAAGUGUUUAUCAGCAAAGUUCUUGGUUACAGCAUCAUCCUAGGAUCACUUAUAGUGAAAGUGCCUCAGAUUGUGAAGCUCCUGCAUUCACACAGUGGGAAAGGAAUCAGUGUGGCCAGUGUAUCAUGUGAACUGCUGGCCAUCUCUGCCAGCUGGUCCUACAGCUUUGCCAGAAAGUUUCCAUUCAGUUCCUAUGGAGAAGCUAUCUUCAUGGCCAUACAGACUGUACUUAUAGCAUUCUUGGUGCUGCACUUUGAAGGCAAGAAAGCAGCAGCUAUGGGAUACUUGGGUGUUUACUUAGCCGCUAUGUCUUUUUUGUUGUCACCUGCGGCUCCUGAUCAACUUCUAUCUGCCUUACAAGCUUCAAAUGUCUUUUUCAUCGUGAUUAGCAAGGCAAUCCAGGCUUAUGCUAAUCACCGCAAUAAAAGUACAGGGCAACUCUCAGCAAUCACCGUUUUUCUUAUGUUUCUGGGUGCCAUAGCUAGGAUUUUCACAUCCGUUCAGGAGACUGGGGAUAAGCUGAUUGUUUUCACUUACAUCGUCUCUUCCAUCUUCAAUGGCAUCAUUGCUUUACAAAUGAUAAUCUACUGGAAUGCCACUUCUCCAAAGAGAGAUUAAAACUACAGAAAUUGAAGCAUCUGCGUGUGUGUACAACGAGAUUUAUUCUUAGGUAAAGACAAAUAAGAAAUUCAGAAUAAUAGAGUUUUAUUUCUUGGAACAAAUUAAGGUAGAAGAAAUAUAACACACACUUUCACUCUUUUGUGUGUGAGUACAUGCACUUGAUUUCCUUUUUUAAGGCAUCUUGUAAUGUAGACUUUUGAAGUGAUCUUUUAAAUUUGGUGAAUUAAUUUUGCACCCAUAAUUGAAGACAGAUGGUUACAUACUAUCAACAUCAACUUUUCUGGUUUGCUUGCACUGAAAAAUUGUGGCAAAUUUGAUAUAAAACCAUAACUAUGAUUACCCUGCAGAGUUAUGUGGGAAAACUUUAUUAAUCCAGCACUAUAAUUCUUAAAUUAUUAGUGGCUUGUGCUGUACUUUUGGAAUAAUUUUUUUUUUUUUUUUUUGCUUUGCUUCCUUACUAACAGCAUUUCCUUAGGAAAUAAUUCAUGACUGUGUCCUUUAUAAAAACAAACCACAGGUAGCUUAAUCUUUAGGUUAAUGCUUAUAUUUAUCUAAAUAUGGAAAGCUGUAUAAAUUUUAUGCAUAAAUGGAAGAUUAAUAAAGCAUAAAUAUGUUUGGUGUUUGCAGUUGUUAUUUUUCGGGGGGGUUUUCUUUUUUUUUUUUUUUUUUUAAAGUGAAAAGUAAAGUGUAACUCUACCAUGGUAGCUGCUUUCAAAGUAUACUUCUAUGAAGCAGGUUAAUAACUUCUGUUGUGGUGUAAAAUGUAUUGACAAGAGCAAAUAUAUUUAAUCCUGUAGUUAUAACAAAAGACAAUACCUUUAAUAUAAUAAUUAAAAUGAAAAUCUUGUUCCUAUAUUUAGCUCUUUACAGUUGUGUGUUUCUAACUCUAACACUGAGUAAACAUAAUUUUUUGCCUGUAAAUUAUGAAAGUGAAAGAGCUGAUGACUACUUUGUCGUUGAUAUCUUUAGCAUUCAAUCCUUUCAACGAGCUGUGAAAAGUAUGGGUGCAGGCAUGUUUGCAUAAGUAUGUGCAGUAUAUAUAUAUAUAGAAAUAACAAUUUCAAGAAAAAUGACUGCAUAAGUAUAUCCAUUAUAUAUGUAUAUAUAAGCACACAAUUUCCAGAACAUUCUAGUAAACAGUAGGUUUAAAAGAGCUCUUUACAGUCUCCCUUCUCUCCCCUUACUCUAUAACUAUGACAUAUUUUGAGCUUUACCAUUAGACAUUCCACUCUGAUCCUUGAGGAUGAUAAGGACAAAUCAUUCACAUCUUUGUUCUGUAUUUUAAGAGUAGAUUUUUUUUAAUGCAGUGCAGUUUAUAAUAAAACUACUUUCUUUAGAAAAUGUCUUUGGCUGCAUUUGCUUAAAGACUUAAAAUCCAAAAUCGUUUUCUAAAAUGAUGAGAUACAAUCACACAUCCAAAUUAGAACUCAUCUGUAAAAGAAAUUUAAUUAUGUAUAAACUAAUGUACAAAUACUCAUUCAAUAUUAACAUGUGAGUAAGCAUUUGCAUUGGAUAUGUUGAUCACAACAUCCAUAAUUACAGUGUAAAAUGCAUAAGUGGUAAAAAGAAAAAAAAACCUAUGUAUUGCAAGUGAAAAAUGAAGCAAAAAGUGCAAAACGCUUGUGUCAAAUAAUCCUCUGUAACUGAAAAUAAAGCAUUUCUGCAGACAAGAAAUAUUCUAUUUUCAUCAAAUAUUUUGUGCUGCAAACGAAAAUGUGUUCUAAUUUCUAAGAUCCUGUUUAUUUGUGAAUAAAUUUCUGGAUAUAUGGAUAACAAAUAAUAAAAGAAAAAUGCAUAUUUUUAUAUAAAAAAUAUUUUCUCAUUCAUUCUUGAAAGUUUUAUGCAGAAUAUCAUGAUUUAAAUGACAUACAAGAACUAAAAUAUAAACAUUUUCUUUCGUGUUAUAUUUUCCUUGCAUUUGUGAUUUGCGUUCCAAACCCAGUAUGAAACAAUAAAACAAAAGCAGAAGAAAUGUACACAAGACAAAAAAUUCUGUAUUUUAUUAACCCUGGAAUUUUUGCUUGUUUCAAUAAACCUUUAUUUACAGCUGUGGCUCUAUGCUUCUCGAGGAGUAACAAGAACUAAACUAAACUUAUUUACAGCUUUUUUUUGAUU
Molecule: messenger RNA, 2907 nt
Organism: Pomacea canaliculata
Lineage: Eukaryota; Metazoa; Mollusca; Gastropoda; Architaenioglossa; Ampullariidae
Product: mannose-P-dolichol utilization defect 1 protein-like
Exons: 5
Coding region: 43-789 (248 amino acids)
Biological process (GO): oligosaccharide biosynthetic process
Source: RefSeq, a predicted model, not a curated record